AUGGAGCCGGGCAGCUCCCCGCUGCUGCCCCAGGGGCUGGCCACCCUUCCACCCCCAGCUCCGGCGCUGCCCGUGCCCCCCGCCUUCCUCCGCCCGCCCAGCCUCUUCUUGCGGGUAGCCGCCGCCGCCGCCACUGGCGGCUCCAGCCCCUGCUGCCCGGAGCGCGGCGCCUGCUCGCCGCGGACCCCGAAGUGCGCCCGCUGCCGCAACCACGGCGUGGUGUCCGCGCUCAAGGGCCACAAGCGCUUCUGUCGCUGGCGGGACUGUGCCUGCGCCAAAUGCGCGCUGAUCGCCGAGCGCCAGCGGGUCAUGGCCGCGCAGGUGGCGCUGCGCCGGCAGCAGGCGCAGGAGGAGAGCGAGGCCGCGCAGAGGGGGCUCCAGCACCUCCUCCAGCAGCGCCCGCCCGCCGCCCGUGGGGAGGCGGCGCUGAGCCCGGCGGCCGCGGGCCGCGGAGCUGCCGGGCGGGCGCCGGCGCGCGGGGGCGCGAGCGCGGAGCUCCAGCCGGGGAGAAGAGAAGGGCAGGUGCAGAAGUAUGACUCAUACUUCAGGGUGUUGGAAGGUCCUGUAGUCCUAUCACAUCCUCCUCCUCUGAUAUCUUCGCCUGAGUCAGCAGAAGCUAGUGGAAGCUAUAGAGUGAAGUCGUCUGGCCUGGAAAUCUCAGAAAAGGAAGAGACUGUUCAGUGUCCUAAUCUGGAGCAGCAGUUGGAAGGUGUCGAAAGUUCAGGGUCCCUUUCUUCUUCAGACAUGGAAUCAGGAAAUGAAAGUGAAUGGUCCAAGGAUUUUGCUGCCCCCAGUUCCAGUCCGCCUGCUGCUGCUUCAAGACAAAGAGACCCACUUGGCAUUCUCACCAAAGUCUUUCCUAGUCAUAAACGAAGCAAGCUGGAGAGUAUCCUGCAGUUCUGCAAAGGAGAUGUGGUCCAAGCCAUAGAACAGAUCUUGAAUAGGAAAGAGAAUAAACAAAAUGUCAAAGACUUUGCAAACUCAUCUAGAUCUGAAUUUAGUGCCUUACAGAGAGCCUCUAAUUUUAGCCUCACAGGAUUAGGUGUUGGAGCAUUUGGCAAUACAUCCGCUUUCUCCCCUCUUCAAACCAGUUCUACAUCAUUUGGAAAUGCAACAAAUCUUUAUGGCCUAAAUCCUAGACUGGGGAUUAGCCCUCUAAAACUGGCUUAUUCCACCCCUGGAAGAGGGCUGCCUGGAUUUAUGUCACCCUAUUUAACGCCUGGACUGGUUCCAGCUUUGUCUUUUCACCCAGCAAUGGACUACUCCUUUUCAGGAGUGAUCAAGGAUGCUUCUUACUUUCCGAGUAAAGAGUCAGUCACUAGCAGUGGAAUUUUCUCAAGGCUAAAUCAAGAAAACCAGUAGUGCCUUUAGCAUACUCCCUUUCUCAAUGCACUUCCAAAAUAUGCAGCUGUGAUGACAUCUGGACUAGUAUGUCAAACCUCAAAGGAUGCUUUAAUCCCACACUCCACAGAAUAUUAUAUUAGAGGUGGCAGAACAGUUCCUUUU
Molecule: messenger RNA, 1506 nt
Organism: Terrapene triunguis (Three-toed box turtle)
Lineage: Eukaryota; Metazoa; Chordata; Testudines; Emydidae
Product: doublesex- and mab-3-related transcription factor A1-like
Exons: 2
Coding region: 1-1362 (453 amino acids)
Biological process (GO): regulation of transcription by RNA polymerase II; sex differentiation
Cellular component (GO): nucleus
Molecular function (GO): DNA-binding transcription factor activity, RNA polymerase II-specific; RNA polymerase II cis-regulatory region sequence-specific DNA binding; protein binding
Source: RefSeq, a predicted model, not a curated record